This is a messenger RNA of Amoebophrya sp. A120, 7770 nucleotides long. NCBI's taxonomy places the organism in Eukaryota, Dinophyceae, Syndiniales, Amoebophryaceae. The record is from the annotation of a GenBank genome assembly.
CAUUUGUCCACCACUAAUCCAAAUUUUUAUUGAAGCAGAGGCGGAGAUGGAAGGUGGUUCAAUGACAAUGUAAAGCCUCUACGUAGUAAGUACUAGAAAAGAGCUGCAAUCACGUCGAGGCUCCAUUGACAAAUCCGGGAGCACAUCGCAAGUUCCGAAAAGUCCUCCACCUACCAAACAUGAACAAGCACUAUUCCACCGAUACCGCCUCAUCCCAGCGACACCACCGCGAAAGUGCGCGCGCGGCCGCAAUCCGGAAGGCGGUCCAGCAGCACCUGUCUCCCGAGGCGGCGAAGAAGCGCGCCAAGGGGCACAUUGAGCCGGAAAUCGAUGUGUCCUCCUUGAGGCAAGCGGCUGCCAUGUACAAGGAUGAGGUCUUCAAGGCGGCGCCAGACCGGAGUGCGAAGGUGCCGAGCAAGGGUGCAGCAGCCUCGCUGUUGAAACCGGGCGGAGGUGUCUCUCCUUCCUCCUCUCCAACAAAAAGAAGCGCCAGGAGCUCGUCGUCCAGUAGACCAAAAGCGAAGCUUGCGCCGAUUAGCGCCACAGGACUUGGAGGGUCUUCUUCCUCGCUGCAGAUGGGGAAUAAGCGCGGCGGGGGAAUCACGAAUAAAUCCACUGCUGCAAUAAACACGUCGUCCUCCCGGAGUGAAGGCGUGCUUUCAUCGUCUUCCGCCGUUGGAACUAAAACAUAUGUUGAUAAAAGACAAGCUCCUACAACAUCAACCAACGUCAGCGUGAGCAGUACCAGUGCCCCCGCUGUCUCGCCGAUAAAACAGCAGGGUGCGCUUAUCGCCAACGCCUCCUCGGGGUCGCCGAGGCAGAAGAGCGCGGAGAGCCUGUUCGCGGAGUACAAAAAGAAUUUGGAGGUCGGCAAUUCUUCGUCGAGCACAAGCAGGUUUUUCCGUGGCGGAAGUAGUGCUUCGCCAGGAGCUCCUCUCGUUACCGGUCAGGCCCCAGCAACUAUGUCAAGCCAGAUAGCGUCUGCGAUAGAGGAAGAACUGCAGGCGGUGGAUCAGCAAGAGGCAGAGCAGAGCAACGCUCGAUCACAGGAGCUGGCGGAAGAAGCGAAAACAGUCAAGACCACUAUCGCGCAGGUAGAACAAGUUGUACUUGUGAAAAUAAGGGACGAACUCUUAUAUCUUGCUCGAGUAGGAUCUUCUUCUUCACGCGUUUGUAUGCACGUUAUUUUGAUUUCUUCGGAAAAUGGAACCUCAACCUUCAUGAUCUUCCUCUAUCACGACCACUAUCAGGUCGAGGCCUCGCUGCAGCGUUCCCUCCGCGAGUUCCAGGAGUCACGGUCCAAGCACGCGCUUUUGCAGGAGGAAAACGAAAAGACCAGGAAAUUUUUGAAAUCCAGCCAGACCCGGGUGAUCACGGCCCAGGCCAAGAUCUCGGCUUUGACCGACCGGAAGAAGCAUACGCGGGCGAAGCUGGAAGCCGAGUUGCAGGGCAGCGAACGGGAGUUCAAGAAGAAAGCGUUUAAGCUAAAGCAGAAACUGAGGGACUUGACGAUGCAGCUGAAGCAGGGCGAAAAGAAACUCGCAGAGCAAACGGGCGUGCUCGUUGGUUCGGGCGCGGCGAGCGGCAGUACUUCAUCUUCGCGGGUGUUGAACAAUAAGACUGCGGCCUCUGCUGGUACCGUUUUUGCGGAGCAACAGCAUUUAGCGGACACCGGCGUGCAGUCAGCGGCUGGCGCGAUCGCACCAACGAACUCGGCAAGCAAGGACGCCGGCAUCCAGCAGGUGGGCGAAUUGCGGAGUGAGCUGGAAGAGAUCGAGCACCAGAAGCAGGAGCUGCUUGGGCACCUGGAAAACCUGCAGGAGAAGCAGUCCGAACUGGAAGUGCAGAAGAAAAAACUGUGCGCCAAGUACCAGGUAAAUGUGAGCGACGCAGACGCGAGAUUUUCGGCGGGGGGGAAGAAUUUGAGUAAUUUUACACCAGGAGAUAGAACAACGGGCGGAGCACUCAAUCAACUUCUCUCAACUUCUGCUGGCGGACCUACAACUUCUUCAACCAACGGUGCGUUGACCGCGCCGGUGGAAAAGAACAGUGGGGCAGCACUGAUGUCCACAAACCUCAACGCCCUGCCCAGUAACUACAACCACCGGGAAUUGGGUAGACAAGAGCUCCUCCAGACCGAAAAGCAGUUUCGGUUGAUCACGAGCAGGAUUCGCAGGGAGCAAUCGAAAUUGCUGCGGCUCGACCGCGAGUUUUCCCAACUGCACGACAAGGAGGUGCAGCAACAGAAGGACAUCCGGAGCGAGCUGGAGAUGCUGCUGAAGGAAUUGAACGGAACUGGCUCCUCCGCAUCAUCUUCGUCCCCAGGAGCGGCCAACGCACAACAGGUUUCGGCGAACGUUGCCACUUGGAAGAAAACCAUCAAGCAGAUCGAGAAGGAGUUACAAGCGAUGGUGACCGAGUUCGAAGUGAAGAAGAAAGUCCUACUCGCUUCUGUGAAAGACAUCGAACACGACCUGGAGGUAGGCAUCGCAAAUUGUAUUCUGUCUGGGCGGUCACUUGACCUGUCAUGACCAAAGACGCAGAUCGACGACUCUUUCAAGAGCGAAAAUGCGCAUGUCUCCAUUUAGCAUGAAAGCCAGCUCUUCUCGCUCUUCUCUUUGCUCGACACGCAUUCCUCUGCAUGAGAAGCAUUUUUUUUCCACCUCUACUGCUCGCCCAGAGGAUCCAGAUAGGUGCAUUUGCGGUGGAUACGUGGAAAGAAGGCACAACGUGAACGUCGUGAAUCACAACGAAGCGGUGAAGAACCAGUCCAUGAUCCAGCUGCGGCUAGACCAGCUGUCUUCAUUCGAAGCGCGAUUGGUCGGGCACGAAGAAACGCACAAGGCGAAGAAGGCGAAGCUCGAGAAGUGGUUAGUGGAAAAUAAGAUGGAGCUGCAGAAAUACCUGGAAGAAAACCACGACACGAUAGUACAACUAGAGAGCACGAGAACCGCUGGUGCAGAUGAACCUGGUGCGGCGGGUGCAGGCGGAGAACAAAUCGAUGAUGACGUAGUUGUUCCCGAAGUGCAGGAGCAGCUCAUGACCGAUCUGGAAAACCUGCCGGUUGUUGGCUCUAUGCGAACGCAGCUGAUCAAGGAGAAGUACCAGUCCCUCGUGAACCACCUCGCAGAACUCGAAGCGGACGCGGCGGAGCAGACCUCGAAACGCGAGGAGGUCGUCCUGGAGAUCGAGCUCAAGCUGGCCAUAUCAACUGCAAAGAAAUAUGUCUGGGUCUCGAAACCUGUGAUGCUGAAUGGUCAUGAUUGAGUACUACGCCUUGAAAUGCAGUGACGCAUGACAAAUUUUCCAAACGCUUUCUCAUGCCCAGCACGCAUUACAAACUUCGACUGGCGAAAAUUAUGUGGCACUUUUGCUGCUUAUGCCUAUACAGAUUUUUCAGGAAUACGAGACCCGCAAUACAGGUUCAACCUUUCCAGACCCAGACAUACAUGCAGUGCAUACGCCAGUCUGUUCAAGGAGCGGGAGGAGGCGAAAAAGCAGAAGGAAAAGCUGCAGGGCUUUCUCGCGAGCGUGACGAACGACACAACUGGAAGCAACAUGAUCGGGUCCUCGGCAGAAGUGGACGGCGACGCGGUCAAGCAGACGAUCCACGAGUACAAGUGGGUGAAGUCCUCGAAUGUUUCCACGCAAAACAAGCUUUUCCAGCUGAUCGAGCGAAACAGGAAGGAAUUCAUCCGGCUAGAAGAAAUCUACCAAUCCCUGGACUCGGUCGAGUAUCCAGCGCAAAAAAAUCUAGCACAGUGAGUGUUGGUCGUUUCAACCUCAGGCAGAGCGUAACAAGCUGCAUGCCAUGACAGGAGUGGUGGUUGACUAUUUCUAUGACUUUAACUCACUUAAAGGAGCAACACGGGUGCUGGGUGGGCCACCAGCACGGGUAGAUGCCAGAUCUGGCGGUGGUUCCAUCAAUCCUUCGGACUGAUUGGAGGAAAUUCUUGGGGUACUAACUUACACGACAGCACUUUGCUGUCGGAGCACUCCAGUUGUUCCACGAUGAUGCACGUGCUGGCCUGCGUAGCGAUGCAGUCCGAUUUUUUGUCAUGAUGCGAAAUUCCGCCUGCGCGGGCGCGGCUCGAGAGCGGACAUGUCUGUGCACGACUUUUGCGCUGCAUACGGAGGAUUCGAUGAAGGUGCUGAUCGAGUACUUAGACAAGCUGCAGAAAUGCAAAAUGCUGGUCGUCGAGAAGUUGGAUUUCAAGGAAAAGCAGCUCCUGAAGCUGAUGAACCCCGGGGAGCAGAUCACGCCCGCUUCGGCCACGGCGGGGAGUAGGGGGUACAGGGUUUUGGAAUUCAUUUUCAUUCACCACUCGAGUAGUAUCAUGCGUGCAGUGGCCGCCCACUGUGGGGGCUACGACUCUUUUGCAUGCCUUCGCGAGGUCUCUUCGCUCCACGAGGAUCGAUCUGAAGCUGCACUCUCGUCACAAGCGACCAAAACGGAACACAGGACUUGAUUUUACGAGAAGAAAUUUCAAUUUGAUCAAUUUUACAGCCGUGCCCGGUUCUCUUACCCCUCCGAAGCUGGCACCGCGGCGAUUCUGCAGACGCAGGAAAGGGUCGAGAGCCUGCUCCGCAACUACGAUCCAAAGGUGAUUUGCUUUUUUUGGAACAGAAAUACGAAUGAUCGCGUGAAGAAUCCUUUCGUAUUAGUUCUAGGUUCUUUAUCAAGGAAUCCGUGCUAUAAUCGGUACGCUUUCUUCUGUUUUCCCAAACCACUCAGGUGUUCCAGGAUUCCGCUGAGUUGAAGAAGAAUCUAGCCGCGAAGGAGAAAGACGCCUACACAGUGGAAAAGGAGUUGCAAAGGCUAGAGUCCUCGCACGCUCGGGACGUCGACUUGUACCGGCAGGGGUUGAGCGAGGUACAGACUUCGACUUUUUUGCAGUGCCCACCUUAUGUAAUGGCGCAUCAUGCUGUUGAUUAUUCAAAAACCGAAUCAGAAUCAGAAUCAAAGCUGUCGUGAACAACACAACAACAAAUGAACCAAAACAGGAAGAGACCACCCUGAACAAGGAGAUCACCUCUUCCGAAGAACGGGUCGAGAUCGAGCAGCAGCGAGCGGUCCAACUGAAGAAACAGGUGGAGAAGCUGGGCAAGCAGGUGGUGGAGCAAGAGGAUCAGACCCUGGAGAAGGACCGGAAGUGCAAGUUUCUCCAGACGAAAUUGAGCGAGUUGCGCAACCUCCUCUACGUGAUCGAAGAAAAGGAAAGUACGGCAGCAACGGCGUCCAAGAAGAACUCGAAAAACACCACCAGUGGCGCGAGUGCGUCCAAUGGUGGUGGAAUCAUUUUCCAGCAAAAAAUCCAGCUUGGAGCAGGAGGCACUUCAUCCGCCACAUCGCCGUACGGUGGAGCCGGCGCUUCUACUUUCGUCGACCACCAGGAACUAAAAACCCUGAAGACUCUCCCGGAAGACAUCCACUCCAGAAUAGAAGAAAUCACAAACGAGGUUCGCCGAAACAGUGCCAGCGCACUCGGCUCGCCCACGGAGGACGAGGAACAGCAGGACGAGGACAUGGGCAAAACGCAUGGGAAAAAUGUCGCCAACAAUACACAGACCAGCAGUAAAAAAGCCGCCACUUCUUCCAAGGAGAGAGAGAAGCAAGACAACAGCGGUGAUUCAUCGUCGUCGCUAGUGUACCAGUACCAAGCCAACCAGCAGCCUUCGUCCGCGCGAUCCUCAAACACCAGAGGCAGUGGUUUGAUAAACAGCGCAAGAACAGAGAAUAACAACCCAUUCAGUGCUCGAGUAGUUGGUGGCGGAGGUGGUGCGCCAGUCAGUACGCUGAACAGUCCGCGCGGCGUGCCUCCUUCCCUCGACAAAAAUACAGCUCUUCAGAACAAGCUACCGUCGCUGGAAACCAUCCAAACCCACUUCGGCAGGGAGCACCCGGCGUACCUGUUCUACAUGCACUUGCUCCCCCUGUUGAAGGGCAUCGCGGUGAUGCAGCUGCAGAAGAAGCAGAACCUGUGGCAGCCGCGCAUCGUGUCCGUGUCGAACGUAUCAAGAAGAAAAAUCCCCCCUCCCCAUAUUGAAAAGAUAUGUCUCCGAAAAUUUGUGUUGCUGAUUUGAGGCCACAGAUCACAUUUGUCUUGCAAGGAAACAACGGCAGAAGCUUCCGCCAUAUUAUGGAAGCGAUUUGUCACGCUGUUGGGCCUAAAGGGGAGCCGUUUUUCAUGCUGAACAACUAGACCCAUACGCCCCUACCUAGCCUGGGGAUCUGGCUGCAGUGGCUCUCUGCAAUACAGCGCUGAUUUGUGUACACAAGUCGAGCAUUAGAAGUUCCGUUUUGCUAUGGGGAGGGGGGAUUUUUCCUUUCGAUAGAACGACUACGGGCGGGUCCAGUUUCACAGCGAGGAAAAAAUCGUCGCGGAGACCUUCCUAUCAAACGCGAAUAUGUCAUCUGGGUCCCGAAGAGUGCGAGGUUUGUCAUGCUAGUCUGGCAUAACUCUGCACUCUGUAUUGCGUGGCCGCGAAGGGCUCCUCUUGACUGUCAUGCAAAAAGGGAGUCUCUCAUGCGGAAUACGCAACUGAGAACCUCCACGGAAAAACUUUUCAUGCUUGGCAGCGCAUAGUUGCAGUGUACUCAUUAUUCCCUCCCUUGGAUCACAAGUUUCCAGGCCCAGACUCAUAUUUGCAAUGCAUACUUCCUCCGGACAAGGUCCUUAAAAUCCGUGAACGUGCCGGAUCCGAUAUCAAAAGGAAAAAUCCCCCCGCCCCAUACCGAAAACGAAAUUUGUGAUGCUGGAUUUGAGUACACAAAUCAGAUUUGUCUUGCUGAAGAGGAUUGCAGGCCCACAUCAAGCCUGAGUAGAGAGGUUUUGGCCUAGCCGCUUAGCAUGUAUGAGAAACGUCUGCGCUGUAGGCCAAACAGCAUCACAAACCGCCUGCAUAAUGCGGCGGAGCCUGUGGAGUUGCCUUCUUGCAGGACAGAGAUCAUUUGUGGUCGCAAAUCAGCAUUGCAAAUUUUCUGCGGCGUACCUUUUCGAUAUGGGAAGGGGGAAUUUUUCCUCACAAUAUCCGACACUGAAACUCCUCCAGGACGUGGCCCGCGGGGUCGAGAUCAAGUCGUCGCGGUCCAAGGCGUACCACCUGCACAUCCUGCGGUUCGACGGGGACCCGGUCCGGCUGUCUGUGCCGACGAUCACCACCUUUCACCUCUUGACCCAGGCAUUCAAAAUUCUGUGCGAGACGCCGAAGGAACAACUAAGCUACUUUGCGGUCGUGCUGGGGCUCAAAAGUACGUGAGGCGUGUGGCCAAAAAGAAUGCGCAACUCCAGCGGACUUCAUAUACGAUUUUGUUCAUUGGUUGUGAGGACGCACUUGAUGUGACGCCGUUACAGAUUCAUCUUUUUCAACCCCUGUUGCUAGAGCAUGGCUUAUUUCAUCUUACUUUGGCUUUCGUUUAUGCUCGUCUUUUUUCGCAUCCAAUUUCAUCGAUGCAUGAACGCAAACCCACUAACUAUAGCGAGGGACGCCCGACAUCCUAGAAACCCAGGCUCCUCCUGCUGAGCACGUCGGUCCUCGAGCGACGCCGACGCGUCAUAUUAACUUCAUGCUUUUACAACCACGCGGCCCAACAUGUCCGAGGUAGGUUCAUUCAUGUAGAUUUGCGGGGGUGUGUUCACCCGAAAGGUAAAGCAAAAAAAAGAAAGCGGAAGGGAGAUCCCAGAUGAAUACACUUUUCUGCAGAGUUCCGGGUCCUUUCAAUCCACGCACGAAAAAAGAUUGAGAGCGGAGGAGUGUGAGAUGUUCAUG